CAUAGAGCAGCAGCAGUGCACUGCUCCAGUGUGGAGGAACCUCGACCCCCGGGCUCUCACAGCGGCGUGCUGCUUUGUGGUAGGAGGAUGAGGGGAGAAGAGUAGAAACAUGGGAGCUAACAUCUCCUGAAACCCAAUGCUGCCGCUUCUGUUGGACUUUCUAAUGCUCCGGAGAGAGCCCAAAACUUCGAGGUUUCAAGGAUGUUCUUCUCAGAUGGGACUCUCUCAGCCGUCACUUAUGCGCUCCUGUUGGGAAUAACGUGUCUGUCCGUGCUCUGCGACUGCACCAAGGGGUCUUCAGAUUUUUCAGGUUAUCUGUCCAAAGUGUUGAGAAACUACACCGAGCAGGCCUGUGACGGAGACUUCUUAUCUGUUCGCUGCCCACCCCGCACAACCAUCACCGUCCAAUCAGCUUUUUAUGGAAGGAAGGGAGCCUCGGACCCACAACAGUGUCCGCAGACAUACCAGGCCCUCCUAAGAUCUUAUAACGCUCAGGAGGAUGACCGUUAUUGCUCUGUGUCCACUGCACUACAGAAAAUGCUGGACGAGUGCCAGGACAGAAGGAGCUGUCAAGUCCUUGUCAACAGCCGCGUGUUUGGGACAGACCAGUGUCCCGGCAGAAGUAAAUACCUCAUUGUCUGGUACAAAUGCAGACCUAACGAGUAUAAGAGUAAGGUGGUCUGCGAGGAGGAGAGGAUGAGGCUGAGCUGCAAACGGGGGAUGCAGAUUGCUGUUUAUUCCGCCAUGUUUGGUCGAACACAAAAAGGCACCCUGGAGUGUCCCCUCUACCACAGGAGGGCGCCAUCAGUAGACUGUGAAUCAUCUGAAGCUCUGCAGGUCCUGACCGCCCGCUGCCAGGGGAAGAAAAGCUGUCUGGUCAGGGCCUCCACCAGAGAGUUUGGGGACCCGUGUUACUCUGGAACCAGGAAGUACCUGAGCGUCAUCUACACCUGUGUUCCCAAGAAGUUGCUCCAGGAGCAGGGACCCAGACCACCGGUGUUCUCCCCUCCACCCAGACCCCAUGACCCCAACAUAGUGGGAGACAGCCCUCCUGAGGGGAGCUCAGUCAAAAGCCCUGACUCUGUUCCAGAUAGGAAGAAGGUCAGGGAGACUAACCCGGACGAGGAGAAGUUUCCACGACCUGCAGAAGGAGUUGGACGAGGAGGAGGAGGAGGAGGAGGAGGAGGAGGAGGUGGAGUAGAAGGGGAAAGUCCACGACGCCCCCCAGACAUGAACCCCAUCAUCAACUCCACCUCGAGCACCAACAUGGCCCUCAUCAGCAACGCACUGGCAGCCUACACUUACAUAUCAGACCACCCAGAGAGGGCCGCACUCUUCUUCGUCUGUGGCGUGUGUCUGGGCCUCUUCCUAACGCUCUUCGCCCUGGUGGUCCAGAUCUCCUGUCGCACCGACUGCCAGCCCCGCCAGCGGCCUCCCGCCAAAAAGCGAGCCCGUCCCGCCGACUCGUCCUCGGAUUCCAGCGACUCGGACUCGGACUGGGACACCACUUCGGACCUGUCCGCUCGACGGCACCGGCGGUUUGAACGCACGCUGAACAUGAACGUGUUCACGUCGGCGGAGGAGCUGGAGAGGGCGCAGAGGCUGGAGGAAAGGGAGAGGAUCAUACGAGAGAUCUGGAUGAACGGGCAGCCAGAUAUUCCAGGGACACGGAGCCUCAACAGGUAUUACUAAAGACUGCAAAGGGACUUGAACAAACUUUGGGAUGCACUUGGCCCUUAUGAAGCUUUACAAGCCAGCAGGCAGAAGUAACUGUGGACUCACGUUGUUGAGAGCAGUUUUUUUGCAGACUUGAAGAAACCCGGAUUGCAUAUUCCUCGGGGUAUCAUAAGCUGCAAGGGAAUAAGCUCCCUCUCUGCAUGGUAAGCUCGCCUCUUAGCUGCCCUCUUUCUGCCGGAAGCAAGGGGUGAAAGGCUAUGCAGCCUUGCCCAUGACCUCAGCACGCCGUUUUUGAAGUGGGGAUUUAUGGGUAAGCUACGUUAGACACACACAGGCAUGCAGAGACUACAUGGUGUCUGAAGGACCAAGGCCAGAUGAGUCUGUUUGAACUGCAGGAGCCCGAGACACUAGAGAGUUUUCUGCUCAGGAACCUCCAGUAUUCAAGUGUGGACUUUAAAGAGAGAGAGAGAGAGAGAGCAGAAAACAUUGGACUGGGCAGUGGGACAAUCUAAGACAAUCUUCAAGAAAAACCAUGCUGCCUUUUGAACAUUAAUGAAACCAAAAGAUAUUUUUGAGAAAUCAUCUCAACCCUUAUGAAAUCUAUUUUAUAAUAUUUAAUAGUUUAUUGAUGUUGUGUAUUUUGUUUUUGUUCUCAAGUAUGGUUUGUUUUAUGAGAUAUUUUUAUACUUAUUGCGAAGGUUGUCUGGCACCUCAGGGAUGCAAUCCUAGUGUUUCUGUGUUUGGGUGAUGUAUUUGCUUCCUGAAAAAGGGGGAUCGGCCCAUUUAAACAGUGAUGUCAGCAUUUAAAGAAAAAGAGUUCGAUCUAUCUUAUCUAUAAAGAGCCUCAAAGAGGUUUUUAGUGAUUCAAGCUUAUUUUUGAUACAGUAUGUUUAAUUCACAGUGCAGUGCCUUUUCUAGCAGUUAAAAUGCUUUUGUCAAUAGUGCAGCUGGUGUACAGUGUGGUCAAAGGAGUUAUCAAUUGGUUAUCCCAAAUGUAGCUCAUCAAAUGUGUAUGCAAAAAUUAGAAAUAUUUUCAGAAUAUAGCUAUUUUGUGCCAUUUAAUUUUCUCGAUUGAAUCUACUUUUUUUUCACUCCCUCUUAUGCAAAUGUAAGGUCUCUUGUCUGUCGUGCUUUACUUUUAAAGAUACAAGUGCAAAAGCAGAUGCUCAUUACGGUACUCUGGAGAAGGAACCAGAACUGAGAACAGUGGAAAUGCAAAAACUUAAAUCAUGUUGCCAGUUUUAUAAAUAAGCUAUCGUCAAUCCAGUUGCGUACGUGCUGCCCUGGAUUCAAGUGUAAAAUAGUAAAUAGAUUUGAGAAGAAGGCUUGGUAUUUUCCUGACUGAGAGUUUAAUUGAGAGCACACAGGACAUAUUAGGGUCAUCCACAUAGAGUUUUUAUAAAAGUCAGUUUUAAAUGGGAUUAAGUAGUGCCAAUAGCUGGUAAAUUGAGACCAAAAUAUGACUCCUGUGCUUGGAAUAAACUGUGUUCAAAAAUAAAACUGUUCUCUGUUUU
Labrus bergylta (ballan wrasse) is the source of this 3191-nucleotide messenger RNA. RefSeq names its product protein eva-1 homolog A (gene eva1aa). Lineage: Eukaryota; Metazoa; Chordata; Actinopteri; Labriformes; Labridae. Gene Ontology annotation, molecular function: carbohydrate binding. The record is from RefSeq and is a predicted model, not a curated record.